This is a messenger RNA of Radiomyces spectabilis, 645 nucleotides long. RefSeq lists its product as uncharacterized. Lineage: Eukaryota; Fungi; Mucoromycota; Mucoromycetes; Mucorales; Radiomycetaceae. The record is from RefSeq and is a predicted model, not a curated record. The transcript has 3 exons. Bases 1 to 645 code for a protein of 214 amino acids.
AUGGAAACAGAGGCACGUGAAUUCUCACUGAAAGCGACGGAGGGUUAUCACAGCUUUCUUCUCUUCCUAUUGUAUUUCCCGGAAAACCGUAAACGGCGUCCGCAUGAGCCACUGUCGUUGCAUCUGGAUCUGCCGGCCCAGAUGCACGCCCCAAUUUCCGUGGAAUGGAAAGUCUCCUUGGUCGUAGCGGCUUUGUGCUUGGGUCACUUGGCCAUCUCAUUUUUUAUUACGGUGCUAUUGCUGGUUUUUGUGGGUGGCCCCGAUCACUGGCAAACCAAUUACUGGGCGGCCUUUUUGGGCAUCUUUAGCAUGGUAUUGGCUGCGCUGCAGUAUUUCCCGCAGAUAUGGAAAACAUGGAAACGAAAGGCAGUCGGUGCAUUAAGUAUCCCUAUGAUGAUGCUGCAAACGCCAGGCACAGCGUUGUUUGUGUAUUCAAUCAUGGUGCGACCGGGUACCAAUUGGACGGCUUGGAUCACGUACAUGGUAACAGGGAUAUUGCAAGGAACAUUGUUGGUGUUAUGCAUUGUAUGGCACUUCAGAAAUAAGCGACUCGGCAUCCGCGAUCUAGCUACACCCGAUGUGGCUGAAUCGAAUGAUGAACCGGACGAAAGAACACGAUUGUUAUCUGAUAGUACGAGAGGAUAG